Messenger RNA from Scomber scombrus (Atlantic mackerel), 2739 nucleotides. It is a transcript of the gene satb1a, whose product is annotated as SATB homeobox 1a. Gene Ontology annotation, biological process: regulation of transcription by RNA polymerase II; chromatin remodeling. NCBI's taxonomy places the organism in Eukaryota, Metazoa, Chordata, Actinopteri, Scombriformes, Scombridae. Bases 1 to 2739 code for a protein of 912 amino acids. The record is from RefSeq and is a predicted model, not a curated record. Gene Ontology annotation, molecular function: RNA polymerase II cis-regulatory region sequence-specific DNA binding; DNA-binding transcription factor activity, RNA polymerase II-specific. The transcript is spliced from 11 exons.
AUGGACCCCUUGUGUAAUGGAGCCAAAAAACCUGAGGGUAGUGAUCCCACUGCAGACCCCCGGCCCCCUCCUGCCAAGCUGGCUCGUCUGGAACAAAACGGAGCGGGACCCUCAACCCAGGAGAGCAGCAGGCAAGGGAGUCCAGGGGCCAAAACCCCCUCCCUGGCCCAGAAACCCACCACAGUGAAGUCACAGGGCAAGAGCUGGCACACCAGAGGAAGCUUGCUGCCGGUGUUCUGUGUGGUGGAACACAGGGAAAGCUCUUUGGAGGGAGAGAGGACAGAAGAACAUGCUGAGUUUGUGUUAGUCAAGAGAGACCUGCUGUUUAACCAGCUGAUAGAGAUGGCCCUGCUGACCCUGGGCUACUCACACAGCUCUGCCGCGCAGGCCAAAGGUCUGAUUCAGGUGGGCAGGUGGAACCCGGUGCCUCUAUCUUGUGUAACAGAUGCUCCAGAUGCCACAGUGGCCGACAUGCUGCAGGAUGUUCACCAUGUUAUCACCCUUAAAAUACAGCUGCACAGCUGUCCCAAAUUGGAGGAUUUGCCAGCUGAGCAGUGGAGUCACUCAACGGUGAGGAAUGCCCUGAAGGAGCUCCUCAAGGAUAUGAACCAGAGCUCGCUGGCCAAAGAGUGCCCACUGUCCCAGAGUAUGAUAUCAUCUAUUGUAAAUAGCACUUACUAUGCAAAUGUCUCAGCUGCCAAGUGUCACGAGUUUGGUCGAUGGUACAAGCACUUCAAGAAGACCAAAUGCUUCAAGGAGAUUAACAGCUUCUCUGACCAGUCAACACAUAUCACCCUCACCCAGCAGCCAAUCACAAGUAGCCCAGCUGAUCAGAGCUCGAGCCUUCUUUUCCCUCGUGGAGGAGUAGCCAACAUCUGUGGCCGUUCCCCUCUCGGCCUUCAUCCCCCCGGGUUGGUAACCCAACCUCUCAACUGCCAAAUGGUCAGCCAGCAGCUAGUGAUGGCCCAGUUUCUCAACCAGCAGUACGCUGUUAGCCGCAUGUUAGCUGGCCAGGGUCUGUCGCCUGCCCCACAGCAGUAUCUCAACCACCCGCCUGUAGGGAGACCUCCUACACAGGUCUUUUCCAAACCCCCUGAUUCCCAAGGCCCGCAGCAGGCCCAGUGUGGCCCAGGGGGAGGCCCUGCAGCAGGGCAGCAAAACCAGACAUUGCCUGGGUCCUCUCUGGGGAUAUCGGAUGUGCCAAAUGAUAUCUACCACUGUGUGAGAGAGGAACUGAAGAGAGCAGGCAUCUCCCAAGCCAUCUUUGCCCGAGUGGCCUUCAACAGGACCCAGGGACUGCUGUCAGAGAUCCUGCGGAAAGAGGAGGAUCCUAAACAUGCCUCCCAGUCCUUGCUGGUCAACCUGCGAGCCAUGUACAGCUUCCUGCAGUUCCCCGAAGCUGAGAGGGAGCGCAUUUACCAGGAGGAGAAAGAGCGAAGCCUGACUGGAUUCACACCCAGCUGUAACAACACGCCACCAAGAUCCACACAGGCGAGACUGUCUCCAGUCACAACAGACAGAGGGUUGAGGACAGACAGUUGUGUUCUCAAUGUCAGCUCUUCUAUCUACGAGGAGAUUCAGCAUGAGAUGAAGAGAGCCAAGGUGUCUCAGGCCUUGUUUGCAAAGGUGGCCGCCUCCAAGAGUCAGGGCUGGCUGUGUGAGCUGCUGCGUUGGAAAGAGGAUCCCAGUCCAGAGAACCGAACCCUGUGGGAGAACCUAUGCAUGAUCCGCCGGUUCUUCAGCUUGUCCCAGACUGAACGUGAUGCCAUCUACGAACAGGAGAGCAUCAACACGACAGUACAGCAGCACUGCUCUGACAGGCUUACGCUGCUCAGCAGUGACAACACACUGUAUCAACGCCACUCUCCACUGCCACAGCAACACCAUCUUCAACCCCAUCAACCAUUGCAGCCCGAGACAGGACCUCACCUAUCUCCACGGCAACCAUGCACUGCAUCACCAGCUGAAUCUGAGGCCGGGGGCAACUGGGGGCACUUGAGAGUACGUUUGCAGGGCAGAGGCAGCAGCAGUGGUGAGAGAGUGGACAGUAAGGAUUGGGUUGAGGGGGGAAGAGGGGAUAGGGGGAGUUUGGGUGGAGACUGGGGUUCUACUGGCAUGGUGAUAGACAAGAGUACAGAAAGCAAGGAGCGGGAGAGAGAUGGAGAUGAGGGUGAGGAAGGCAUUAAUGAAAGCAAUGGAGACAGUAAAGAGCUCAAGUUUAAGGAGAAGCUCUCUGUGAUGUGGCCCGGUGUGAAGGAUGAGGACCAAGCAAGGGUUGGGGUUUGUGCAGAGGCAGAUAAUGAGGUCAAAGCAAGAGAUGAGGUUACAGGUGAGGGGUUAAAAGUGUCCCAUGAAGCUCUGGGUAUCCUGCAGAGCUUCAUCCAGGACGUUGGCCUCAACCCAGACGAGGAAGCAGUCCACACCCUUUCAGCUCAGCUGGGCCUGCCCAGACACACCAUCCGCAGCUUCUUCAACAGCCAGGAGCAUGGGCAUGGUCAAGACCAGUAUCAACACCAGAGCCAGAUCCAAAAACAUAUGCGAGAAAACCAGCAUGGCGACACAGACCCAAACCAGUCACAGGAAGUCAAAACUACUGAGGAACAAGAGCAGGAAGAUAAUGCAAAGGCUGAAACAGAAGAACAUGAGGAGGAGGAGGCAGAGAUGACUAUUUUGAAAGAGUUGGAAGUUGGCACUCAAACAAUUCCCCAUAUGAAGGAAGAGCGGGACAGCUACAUCUAG